This is a messenger RNA of Anopheles nili, 1017 nucleotides long. RefSeq names its product autophagy-related protein 16-1-like. Gene Ontology annotation, biological process: autophagosome assembly. The transcript is spliced from 5 exons. The coding region runs from base 1 to 648 and encodes 215 amino acids. Lineage: Eukaryota; Metazoa; Arthropoda; Insecta; Diptera; Culicidae. The record is from RefSeq and is a predicted model, not a curated record. Gene Ontology annotation, cellular component: autophagosome membrane. Gene Ontology annotation, molecular function: protein binding.
AUGCAUCGGUGCAUCGGUGCCCAUACUUUAACUGGCCACAGUGGAAAAGUACUCGCAGCAAAGUUUCUCGGCUCCACAUUCCUGGUCACCGGUAGCCACGAUCGAACGCUGAAAAUUUGGGACCUCAAAAACCGUUCAUGCACUGAAACAAAGUUUGCCGGCUCGAGCUGCAACGAUCUAGUCACUACGGAUAGCUUUUCCUUCAUCAGUGGUCACGUGGACAAGAAGAUACGCUUCUGGGACGUUCGGACGGCCGAUUGUACGGCGAAUGACAUUGCUCUGCUGGGAAAGAUCACCUCUCUCGAUCUGUCGAAAGAUGGAAAGUUUCUGCUGUGCUGCGUGCGAGAUGACACGAUCAACCUGCUCGACCUGCGCCAGAACCGCAUCGUGCGUACAUUCAGCAACGAUCAUUUCAAGGUCGGCUGCGAUUGGUCACGGGUGGCGUUCAAUCCAUCGAGUACUCGAAUUGCCGCUGGAUCAGCUGAUGGAUCCGUAUUCAUCUGGAACAUAAACGGUUCCCUUGAGACAACUCUGAAAGAUCCCAAUGGAAGCGGGGCUGCCGUCACGGCCGUCAGCUGGCAUCCGUUCAGCUCCACGCUGGCCUCGGUCGAUCGGGCCAAGAAAUGCACGAUCUGGUCGAACGCUUAGCCCGGCAGGACGGCAAUCACCAGUCGGUCUUCAACAGCGUCCUUGUUGCCACCGGGCACUUGCAGCUGGCCAAGGUUCUGCUUCGGGAAGCAACCCGCUUCUCGGAGGAUUGUCUGUGCAUCGUCUGCAUCAUCGUUAGUGCGUCGUUGUCGAUGGAUGCUGUUAUUGUUUUCCCUUCUACUGCGGUCGUUCUUUGAGGUCACCGUCCCAUUCGUUCUACACAGUAGCAUCCUUACGCUUCCGUAACGAUGAAACGGCUGCCAGAUUUGCCUCGACAUGGCUCCGAGGUGUCGGUGUUGCAGGAACCUCGACAAGAACACGUUUGCGCUUAUCCUUUACUGUUUUGUCCCCUGUUUUGUAAUCAUUAUU